AUGGAAGCCGCUCCCCGAGUCUCCGCCGACCAGGCCCUCGCCCGGCUCGGCUACAAGGCCGAGCUCCCGCGCAACCUGUCCAUGAUGUCCAUCCUCGGUCUCUCCUUCGCCAUCAUGGCCGUCCCCUUCGGCCUCAGCACAACCAUGUACAUCACCCUGACCAACGGCCAGGCCGUCACCGUCCUCUGGGGCUGGGUCCUCGUCUCCCUCAUCUCCCUCUGCAUCGCCGCCUCCCUCGCCGAGAUCUGCGCCGUCUACCCCACCGCCGGCGGCGUCUACUACUGGUCCGCCAUGCUCGCGCCCGCCGGCUGGGCGCCCCUCGUCAGCUUCGUCGACGGCUGGCUCACCCUCGUCGGCAACUGGACCGUCACCCUGAGCAUCAACUUCAGCGGCGCCCAGCUGAUCCUGAGCGCCAUCUCCAUCUUCAACGAGGACUUCGUCGCCAACGCCUGGCAGACCGUGCUGUGCUUCUGGGCCGUCAUGCUGGUCUGCGCCAGUGUCAAUGCCUUUGGCUCGCGGUACCUGGAUCUCAUCAACAAGGUCUGCAUCUACUGGACCGGCGCCUCCGUCCUGAUCAUCAUGAUCACCAUCCUCGCCAUGGCGCCGACCAAGCGAUCCGCCGAGUUCGUCUUCACCCACUACGACUCCUCGUCGAGCGGCUGGCCCUCUGGCUGGUCGUUCUUCAUCGGUCUCCUUCAGGCCGCCUACACCCUCACCGGUUACGGCAUGGUCGCCUCCAUGUGCGAGGAGGUCCAGAACCCCGAGCGCGAGGUGCCCCGCGCCAUCGUCCUGUCCGUCGCCGCCGCCGGCGUCACCGGCAUCAUCUACCUCAUCCCCAUCCUCUUCGUCCUGCCCGACGUCCAGACGCUCCUCAGCGUCGCCAACUCGCAGCCCAUCGGCCUGCUCUUCAAGACCGUCACCGGCUCCGCCGCCGGCGGCUUCGGCCUGCUCUUCCUCAUCCUCGGCAUCUUCAUGUUCGCCGGCAUCGGCGCCCUCACCGCCGCCUCGCGCUGCACCUACGCCUUCGCCCGCGACGGCGCCAUCCCCGGCCACAACCUCUGGGCCCGCGUCAACGACAAGCUCGACAUGCCCCUCUGGGCCCUCGGCCUGUCCACCGCCGUCGACUGCAUCCUCGGCUGCAUCUACUUCGGCUCCAGCGCCGCCUUCAACUCCUUCACCGGCGUCGCCACCAUCUGCCUCUCCACGAGCUACGGCGUCCCCGUCCUGGUGAACCUGCUGCAGCGCCGCCGCGCCGUCGCCGCCUCCCCCUACCCGCUCGGCCGCUUCGGCACCGCCAUCAACGUCAUCUGCAUCGUCUGGAUCUGCUUCUCCGUCGUCAUCUUCUGCAUGCCCGUCAGCCUGCCCGUCAACGCCUCCAGCAUGAACUACGCCUCCGUCGUCUUCGCCGGCUUCGCCGCCAUCGCCGUCACCUGGUACCUCGCCUACGCCCGCAAGAACUUCCACGGGCCCCCCGUCGCCAAGGAGGAGUUCCAGCCCGGCCCGGACGGCGUCAUGGAGGGCGAGGUCCCCGUGGCCGCGGAUUCCGAGACGACGGCCAGUACGGAGAAGAAGUGA
Molecule: messenger RNA, 1575 nt
Organism: Colletotrichum graminicola M1.001
Lineage: Eukaryota; Fungi; Ascomycota; Sordariomycetes; Glomerellales; Glomerellaceae
Product: amino acid permease
Exons: 3
Coding region: 1-1575 (524 amino acids)
Biological process (GO): transmembrane transport
Cellular component (GO): membrane
Molecular function (GO): transmembrane transporter activity
Source: RefSeq, a predicted model, not a curated record